AUUUCGACCGGUUGGGCACACUGCAUUUUCAAGAUCGCUCUAUCUCCUAGAUUAUGCACUACAUUUUAAAUUUUAAUCUUCAUCUAUUCUGCAUUGAAUCCGUUCAUCGACUAUCGUUCAACAAUGAUUUUUAAUUUUUUUUUUAUUUCUACCAAGCAUAAUUAAAAAUGAAGAGGAUUAGCCUAAUCCGAUUAAGUGAAUAAGUACUAUAAUCUGUGAAUUGCUACAUAAGCUAUAAGGAAUAAUUAAGAAUUAGUUAAAGAGCCAUGUAAAAAGAUUCACACAUUUUGAUGGUCGGUACUGAAGACUGAUAACGAUAUGGAAUUGUGGAAUACUAUGCGAUAUGAUAUGAUAUCGUUCACAUGACAUCGCGACAUAAACAACGAAUAAACACUGAUUAGUGAUUACUGACAAAUCACUAUAGUUAAAAGUUAUAGUUAUAGUUUAAACAGUACUUCGUAGCAAAUACUAUAUUAUAUACGAUAUCGUAUAUAGUAUUUGUUAGUUGUAAGUUGAUGAUGGCCAUACAUGACAAUACAACAAACACUCAUAAUAACGUUUUAUCUAUUCUGUGAUCAAUAAAUAAGUUCUCACCUUAAUAUGGAGUCUUCUUAUGAUAUUAAUGGAUCAAACAAGAAUAAUAAUAUUCGUGUAAAUACAUUUGUUCAUGAUCAUCCAAUAUUAAAAUCAUUUAUUGCCGGUUCUACAUCUGGAUUAUUCUCUACAGUUGUAUUUCAACCAUUUGAUGUUAUAAAAACAGUCUUACAAGACCCUAGAAAUGAUAAAAAAUUAGGAAUAAUUAAUGCCACAAAAUCAGUUUGGCAGCAACAAUCUUUUUAUGGAUUUUGGAGAGGACUGUCUCCAUCUCUUGUACGCAAUAUUCCAGGAAUUGCAAUUCAUAUAUCACUUACACAAUUAAUAUAUUCAUACUUAACAAAAAACAAUCAAACUUCUAUGGUGAAGUCUGGGAUAGCUGGAUUUAGUGCACGAUGUAUUACUGUUUCUGUACUAAUGCCUUUCACUGUCUUAAAAACUAGAGUAGAAAGUGGUCAAUAUCAUUACACAACUUUAGCCCGUGGCAUAUCUGAUAUUCUUAGGUUGGAGUGUUGGAAAGUAUUAUAUCGCGGAUGGACACCAACAAUUUUACGAGAUGCUCCAUUUUCUGCAUUAUAUUUUAUGAUUUUUAUAAAAUUAAAAAAUAUAACAUUAUUAGAAGGAUUAGAUAACAAACAACCAUUUUAUAUUUUUGGAUGUGGCCUUCUAGCUGGAGGAUUAGCAUCAUUUAUUACUCAACCAUUUGAUGUAAUAAAAACUAGUCAGCAACUAUCAAAAGAAAAACUUCCUUUGAUUGAUGCUAUUGUUAUAAUUAAACGAGUAGAAGUAUGGAAUAGCUGGUUAUUUCAAAGGGCUGUCUCUUCGAAUUUUAAGACGAUCCUUAAUGGCUGCAAUAACUUGGACUAUAUACGAAAAAUUAUCUUAAAUAAUUAAUAAUCUAGAUUUAGAUAUUUAUAAUUUAAGUAAUAAUCUGUCUUUUAUGUUUAACAAAUGUUACAAUUCUUUAAAAUAGGUAGCUGUUAAAUUAUGAUGUAUGAACCUGAAUAAGAAAGUAACCAAAUAAGGAUUAGAAAUUUUAAUAAUAUUUUUAAUUAUUAAAUAUUAAUUAGACUGAAAUAUUUUAGCAAUAUAUCAAACAUGUUUAGGGUAAUACAUUUUUAUUGAAGUUCUCUAGUCAUCCUAACAGUAAAUUUUUUUUAAUUGUAU
Molecule: messenger RNA, 1761 nt
Organism: Rhopalosiphum maidis (corn leaf aphid)
Lineage: Eukaryota; Metazoa; Arthropoda; Insecta; Hemiptera; Aphididae
Product: mitochondrial glycine transporter B-like
Exons: 9
Coding region: 601-1488 (295 amino acids)
Biological process (GO): glycine import into mitochondrion
Cellular component (GO): mitochondrion
Molecular function (GO): glycine transmembrane transporter activity
Source: RefSeq, a predicted model, not a curated record